AGAGCAUCGCUAAAUCCUCUGGUAAUCCAUUCUCCAACGAGUCCAUUCUCUCGAGCUUUCGUUCUUUGACCAUGGCGUCUUGCUUGCAAGCAUCGAUGAACUCUCUACUUCCACGCUCUUCUCCUCCUCUCUCUUUGAACUCGUCCGGGAGGAGAAACUCGAAGGCCUUUCGCGUCAAAGCCGCUGCCAAAAUCCCUAUGCCUCCGAUUAACCCCAACGAUCCUUUCCUCUCGAAGCUCGCUUCCGUCGCCGCGCAAUCGCCCGAGAGACUUAUCGCUCGGCCGUUAAACGCCGAUACGCCGCCGUAUCUUGACAUCUUCGAUUCGCCUCAGCUCAUGUCUUCUCCUGCUCAGGUUGAAAGAUCGGUGGCGUAUAACGAGCACAGGCCAAGGACUCCUCCACCAGACUUGCCAUCUAUGCUUCUUGACGGGAGAAUUGUUUACAUUGGCAUGCCUCUCGUGCCGGCGGUUACUGAGCUGAUUGUUGCUGAGCUGAUGUAUCUUCAGUGGCUGGAUCCCAAGGAGCCUAUUUACAUUUACAUCAACUCCACUGGGACUACUCGUGACGAUGGCGAGACUGUUGGAAUGGAAUCAGAAGGUUUUGCGAUAUAUGAUUCUCUGAUGCAGCUUAAAAACGAGGUACAUACAGUGUGUGUGGGAGCAGCUAUAGGUCAUGCAUGUUUGUUACUUUCAGCGGGAACAAAGGGCAAACGGUUUAUGAUGCCACACUCCAAAGCGAUGAUCCAGCAGCCUCGUGUUCCUUCUUCUGGGUUGAUGCCAGCCAGUGAUGUCCUGAUUCGUGCCAAAGAGGUUAUAACAAACAGGGAUAUACUUGUGGGACUACUAGCAAAGCACACUGGGAAUUCCGUGGAGACUGUGGCUAACGUGAUGAGAAGGCCAUAUUACAUGGAUGCAUUAAAAGCUAAAGAAUUUGGAGUCAUUGACAAGGUUCUUUGGCGUGGUCAAGAAAAGAUUAUUGCGGAUGUGGUUCCUUCAGAUGAAUUCGAUAAGAAUGCUGGGAUUAGAAGCGCAGAACGAGUUUAGUUUCAAAUACUAUUGCCUCAAAUCUCUGUUUCAGUGGAGAGCACUAAAUAGAACUACAAACUGAUCAAGUUCCUUGGCUGCGACUGUACUUGGUAAAUUUCAAUCAUGCGAUUAGAAGAAACAUAUUAAGAUGUUCUUCAAAAACUAUGUGAUGAAGUUGUAAUGUGUUUCAAAAGCCAAAGUAAAUGCAAAUGUUGAACUCCAUCCUUUUGUUUUA
Brassica rapa (field mustard) is the source of this 1260-nucleotide messenger RNA. Its product is annotated as ATP-dependent Clp protease proteolytic subunit-related protein 3, chloroplastic. Gene Ontology annotation, biological process: protein quality control for misfolded or incompletely synthesized proteins. Gene Ontology annotation, cellular component: endopeptidase Clp complex. NCBI's taxonomy places the organism in Eukaryota, Viridiplantae, Streptophyta, Magnoliopsida, Brassicales, Brassicaceae. The record is from RefSeq and is a predicted model, not a curated record. Gene Ontology annotation, molecular function: ATPase binding; serine-type endopeptidase activity; ATP-dependent peptidase activity.